Messenger RNA from Lotus japonicus, 3350 nucleotides. RefSeq names its product probable receptor-like protein kinase At5g61350. Lineage: Eukaryota; Viridiplantae; Streptophyta; Magnoliopsida; Fabales; Fabaceae. Gene Ontology annotation, biological process: protein autophosphorylation. The coding region runs from base 391 to 3012 and encodes 873 amino acids. Gene Ontology annotation, molecular function: transmembrane receptor protein tyrosine kinase activity; ATP binding. Gene Ontology annotation, cellular component: plasmodesma; plasma membrane. The record is from RefSeq and is a predicted model, not a curated record. The transcript has a single exon.
AAUUCUUGUUUCUAAACCGAAUAAUGCUCUGUUGCAUUGCAUUUGCAUCACCUUCAUAACGCGGUUUACACUUGUUCUCAUGAAUCAAAAGCAUUUUAUAACAAACAUCCUCAGUGACAUUGUAGGGUCCAACGCAUACCUCGCUAUGAUUCAUCAUUCAUUUUACCAAUUCUCUUCAACAAACAGAACAUUCUUGUAACUCAGUAACUCUCUUCCAAAUUUUGCACCAUUCUUGUUCCAUAACCAUCAUACAGGUAAUUUCUUCACCAAAAUCCUCCUUCUUAUUAAUGCAUGCACCUCCAUCUUCAUGAAUAUUCAUAUUCAUUCCACCACCACCCUCAUUGCCAUUCCCAAGUUAUUGAAUUUAAACCUCAAGAUCAACAAUAGAAAAUGAAAAAUGAGGAUAAAAGGGUGGUGAAAUUUCCCUUUAUUUUUUCCUUGUUUUCUAUUAUUUUCCUUAACCUCACAACAAACUGUGCUUCUUCCACCACUGACCCUUCUUUCUCCCCUUCUGUGAAUUACCUCAUUGAUUGUGGCUCCUCCAAUGCCACUCAUCUCAAAGAUGGUAGAACCUUCAAAUCAGAUCGUGAGACCACUUCUCUCCUUUCCACAACUGAAGAUUUGCAAAUCUCAGUUGAUUCCAUCAACAUAAACACCCCUCCAUCUUUACCUUCUUCAUCAUUACCUUUGUUCCAAAGUGCUAGAGUUUUAAGAGAGGAAUCAGCAUACACAUUUUACAUAUCCAAACCCGGUAGACUUUUUGUUCGCCUCUACUUCUUCCCUCUCCCUGACCCUUCUUUCAAUCUAACAAGUGCUGUUUUUUCUGUCCAAACUGAUCAUGUUGUGUUAUUACAUGAAUUCUCUGUGAGGAAGAAUGACUCACUAGUUUUCAAGGAGUAUCUUGUCAAUGUUCCGGAUAGUAGAUUCUCCCUCAAAUUCAAGCCAAAGAAAGAGUCUUUUGCAUUCAUCAAUGCAGUUGAGGUUGUCUCUGCCCCUGACACUCUUAUAUUGGAUUCAGCAACUGCAGUUUCACUUUCCCCAAUUGGAGAAUUCAAGGGCUUGUUGAAUUCUGCUCUCCAAGUAUCCUACAGGGUCAAUGUUGGUGGCCCCACCAUAAAUCCUGAAAAUGACACCUUGUCAAGAACAUGGGAACCUGAUGUCCCAUAUAACACUUUCCCACAAGGGUCAACUAGUGUUGCUGUAUCCAAAAAAACCAUCAAGUAUCCAAAAACUGGUGCUACACCUUUGAUUGCUCCAAAUUUGGUUUAUGAAACAGCAGUGCAAAUGCAGGAUCCUGAAGUGAUGCACCCAAAUUUCAACCUCACCUGGAUGAUGAAUGUGGAAAAGAGCUACUCUUAUUUAAUAAGAAUGCAUUUCUGUGACAUUGUGAGUAAAAGUCUUAAUCAAUUGUACUUCAAUGUAUACAUCAAUGGGAUUGAGGUUGUGUCAGCUUUAGACCUUUCAUCAGAAACCAAAGCUCUAGCCACUGCAUUUUACAAGGACUUUGUUUUGAAUGAUUCUGCCAUCACAAAUGGUUCAAUUCAGGUUCAGGUAGGACCAGCUAAUCUCAAACAAGGCACGGCCAAUGCAAUUCUUAAUGGAAUUGAGGUGAUGAAGAUGAGCAACUCUGCUGAUAGUUUGGAUGGUUUUUUCAAUGUUGAAGGGAAAUUCAAAGGACCAGGUUCAACUUCCACAGCAAUGAAAAUUGCUGCUGGUGUUGGUUUAGGAUUGGCUUUGAUAGCAUUGGUGUUACUAUUAGUGAUUUGCAUCAGGUGGCAAAGAAGGCCUGAAGAGUGGGAAAAGCUUGGACCUUUCUCAUCAUGGAUCCUCCCUCUCCGUUCACCCUGCACAACUAGAUUAUUUUCAAGCAAAAGCAGAACUCAAAGCUCAACAACCAGACUCACUUCCCGCAAGAGCAAAAAUGCUCAUUCUGUACACCACCAUUCCCCAAGAGGGCCUGGAAGAUUCUUCCCUUUCAAUGAACUUCAACAAGCCACACAAAACUUUGAUGAAAAGAGAGUGAUUGGUGUUGGAGGCUUUGGGAACGUGUACCUCGGAACAUUAGAAGAUGGGACAAAGGUUGCUGUGAAACGAGGAAAUGGUAGCACAGAACAAGGCAUCAAUGAGUUCAGAACUGAGCUGAACAUGCUUUCCAAUCUCCGCCAUCGCCACCUAGUCUCAUUGAUGGGAUUCUGUGAUGAAGACAAUGAGAUGGUUCUUGUGUAUGAGUACAUGGCGAACGGCUCCUUUCGUUCGCACCUUUACGGCUCCUCCAAUUUCCCUCUUUUGCCGUGGCAAAAGAGGCUUGAGAUUUGCAUCGGUGCAGCUCGCGGGCUGCACUAUCUUCACACUGGUGCGACUGAGAGCAUCGUGCACCGUGAUGUGAAGACAACAAACAUCCUCUUAGAUGAGAACUAUGUUGCUAAAGUUUCAGACUUUGGAUUAUCAAAAGCUGUGCCUGAUGAAGCUCAAGUUAGCACAGCUGUGAAGGGUAGUUUUGGGUACCUUGAUCCUGAGUAUUAUAGAAGCCAACAACUAACUCAAAAAUCUGAUAUAUACUCUUUCGGGGUUGUUCUUGUUGAGGUUCUUUGUGCUAGGCCUGUUGUUUGUCCCUCACUGCCUAGGGAACAGGCUAACUUAGCUGAUUGGGCAAUGCAACAACACAGAAGAGGCAUGUUUCAUGAGAUAAUUGAUCCUCGCAUUGUUGACACUAUAAGUCCUCAAUCCUUGAAGACUUUUAUGCUUAUUGCUGAGAAAUGUUUAGCAGAUCAAGGUGUUGAUAGGCCUAGCAUGGGGGAUGUGUUGUGGCAUUUGGAAAAUGCUUUGAAACUACAAAUUGAUGAUGAGCCUGGAAAUAGAAGAACAGAUUCAACCACUUCUGAUCAACACCCAAACAAAUGUGAUAAAAUAGCAGACCACUCAUCAGCUGCCCACACAAGUGAUGUUUCUGAUAGAACAGAUGAUGAUUCUGCUUCUUUGUUCUCUCAGAUGGUAAAUUUGCAAGGAAGGUGAUGUUAACACAGAAUUUACAAACAGGUUCAAAGGAAAAGAUGUAAUCUUGUUGCCCCAAAAGGACUUGGAUUUGUUGUAUACAAAUGUUUAGUUAUGAAGUUUAUGCAAGUGGUGUGGAGCAACCUGUAGGUUCUAGCCUCUAGGUAUCUGAUAGUCUUGGUCAUGGUACAUGCAUGCUGUGAUUAGAGAAUUUAUUAGUUUAUGUAGAAGAAAAGUCUAAUUUUUUCUCCCUAUUUUGUUUAAUCAUAACUGCUCAUAGCUAACACAUAUAUAUGGUGUGAAAAUUCAUGUAUCUGAAGCUUAUUUUGAGCUAGUUACAUAUUACAGCAAAAAGUUAA